ACUUCCGGGUGAGUGCAAGGGGAGGGAGGCAGGGAGGGGGGCCACCCACCGCCUCGCGCCCCCGCCCUGCGGGUGUCUCGCGCGCGUUCCGUGCGUGUGAGUGUGUGGGUCUGUCUCGCGCCAGAAGUGCGUGCCCGCGCCGUACGCCUGGCGCUCUCCCCCCUCCCUCGCCCCCUUUUGGUCCUCCCACCCGACUCGGCUCCCUCCUUUUCCAGCAAACGCCGCCCCUCCCGCGCUCUGGCUCAGGCUCUGGCGCCGCCGCAGCCGUCGCCGCCGGGUGAGUCUCGCGCCGCUGCAGCCGGCGCGCGCCAAGCUCCCUGCUCCUCCCCCCUCCCCUUUUCCUUGGCGGACGGGGAGGGGGGGGUCCACGAUGUGACUGUCUGUGUCCGUCCCGGAACCGGAAGUGGUUGUGGAGGAGCGGGCGAUGGGGAGGAAUGGGGGGGUUUAGGGGGCGGGUGCCUGUCUGGUGGGUGGCAGAGUUCAGCUCCCUGGAGGGGAAUGAGGGACGUCCCAAGGAAGGGUCUUUGAGAAAGGGAAAGUUCAGGAGCCCUGGAAAGGAGAAGGAAUAAGACAGCAGGAGGAAGAGAGAGAGAGGGUAGAAUGGAAGAAUCUCACUUCAAUUCUAACCCAUACUUCUGGCCUUCUAUCCCCACAGUCUCAGGACAGAUUGAGAACACAAUGUUCAUCAACAAGAUGAAGGAUCAGCUGUUGCCAGAAAAGGGCUGUGGGCUGGCUCCACCUCACUACCCCACCUUGCUGACAGUGCCUGCCUCAGUGUCCCUGCCCUCAGGCAUCAGUAUGGACACAGAGUCCAAGUCAGACCAGCUGACUCCACACAGCCAAGCGUCCGUUACCCAGAAUAUCACGGUGGUCCCUGUGCCGUCUACAGGACUGAUGACUGCUGGAGUCUCCUGUUCUCAGAGGUGGAGAAGAGAAGGGAGUCAAUCAAGGGGUCCGGGUUUGGUAAUCACAUCCCCCUCAGGCUCUCUUGUGACCACAGCAUCAUCAGCUCAGACCUUCCCCAUUUCGGCUCCCAUGAUUGUCUCAGCUCUUCCCCCUGGCUCACAAGCCCUGCAGGUGGUCCCUGACCUCUCCAAGAAGGUAGCAUCAACCCUAACUGAGGAAGGAGGCGGAGGUGGUGGUGGAGGUGGCAGUGUGGCUCCUAAGCCACCCCGGGGCCGAAAGAAGAAGCGGAUGCUGGAAUCAGGGCUGCCUGAGAUGAAUGACCCUUAUGUCCUCUCCCCUGAGGAUGAUGAUGACCAUCAGAAAGACGGCAAGACCUACAGGAGCGAAGGGAACUGCGGCACAGGAAAUGGACAGAGCCUUGGGCUCAUGGAUUCAGUUCCCGGCUCCACCACGAACUUGCUGUGUGACCCUGGGUGCCGGAUGUGCUCACUGACAUUCUACUCAAAGUCGGAGAUGCAGAUCCACUCCAAGUCACACACCGAGACCAAGCCCCACAAGUGCCCACAUUGUUCCAAGACCUUCGCCAACAGCUCCUACCUGGCCCAGCACAUCCGUAUACACUCAGGGGCUAAGCCCUACAGUUGUAACUUCUGUGAGAAAUCCUUCCGCCAGCUCUCCCACCUUCAGCAGCACACCCGGAUCCACUCCAAGAUGCACACGGAGACCAUCAAGCCCCACAAGUGCCCGCACUGCUCCAAGACCUUCGCCAACACCUCCUACCUGGCCCAGCACCUCCGUAUCCACUCGGGUGCCAAGCCCUACAACUGUUCCUACUGCCAGAAGGCCUUUCGCCAGCUCUCCCACCUCCAGCAGCACACACGAAUCCACACUGGUGAUAGACCAUACAAAUGUGCACACCCAGGCUGUGAGAAAGCCUUCACACAACUCUCCAAUCUACAGUCCCACAGACGACAACACAACAAAGAUAAACCUUUCAAGUGCCACAACUGUCAUCGAGCGUACACGGACGCAGCCUCACUAGAGGUGCACCUGUCAACGCAUACAGUGAAGCAUGCCAAGGUGUACACCUGCACUAUCUGCAGUCGGGCAUACACAUCAGAAACAUACCUUAUGAAACAUAUGCGCAAACACAACCCUCCUGAUCUUCAGCAACAAGUGCAAGCAGCAGCGGCGGCAGCAGCAGUGGCUCAGGCUCAGGCCCAGGCCCAGGCUCAGGCUCAGGCCCAGGCUCAGGCCCAGGCCCAGGCUCAGGCUCAGGCCCAGGCUCAGGCUCAGGCCCAGGCCCAGGCUCAGGCCCAGGCCUCCCAGGCAUCACAGCAGCAGCAGCAGCAGCAGCAGCAACAGCAGCCACCACCACACUUCCAGUCUCCUGGGGCAGCCCCCCAGGGUGGGGGUGGUGGGGACAGCAACCCCAACCCUCCACCCCAAUGUUCCUUUGACCUGACUCCCUAUAAGACAGCAGAGCAUCAUAAGGACAUCUGUCUCACUGUCACCACCAGCACCAUCCAGGUGGAGCACCUGGCCAGCUCUUAGAGAUCCGUGCUGUCACCCACUGGGAAGAGGAAAACGUCCUGGUCUCUUCUUUCUCCAGCUCCUCUUGGUGGGAACAGUCCUCUUCUUCCUUGACAGGCCUUGGCUCCAUCUCCUUGGGCCUCAGGCACGGCUUUCCUCCACAAGAUACCAUCCUUUUUCUGAACUCUUCAAAAGGAACAUCAGCCCUCCUGAUUGCAAAGGAAUACUGAGCUUAUGGUGUCAUCCAGCAGCCUCCCCUCCCAAGCAAAGCUUUUAAAAUUGGGGGUUGGUGCUCAAGGGAAGGAUUUGCUAUGACCUCAUAGAAACGUGUCCAGCGUGGUCACUUACCUUAUCCUUACCCUCCUUAUCCUCAAAGUUUGGGCUGAUAGAAGACUAGAGGCUGGUCCUCCCAGAUUACAGAGAAAAGGGAGCCCCAAAUGCAACCAGCCUCUUGUUCUAUUCUUGCCUGCAAAAGAACAGAGGUUUCUUAUAUGCCUCAGUCCCUGAGAGCCAUUUCUUCCCCUACAUUGUCUCACUUCACUUCCUAUUGACUGCUGGUCGAAGGAGAUUUUGGGGUAGGGGUUAGACCUCCUUUUAUUUAAAGGGGGCAAGGGCUGAGAUGUGGUCCCCAAGGGGCCAGAAAUUCCCAAGUUGGUCACAGGUGGCUUAGAAGUGUGGGUUAUGGUUUUAUGGAUUUCCUUGGAGCCUCUCUCCUCCUCCUCUGCGUAAACAGACCCUACACUCUCAGUCUCCCCAGCCCAACCCCCAAGGUGCUGUGGGAGGCUUUGUGUUCUCUGUGAAACUCCAAAACAGGGAUGUUGCAGAGAAGGGAGAGUUCAAGGCAAACGCAAGGACUGGACUUAGCUCCCUAGGUGCCACGGUCAGAUACUGGACACGGAUUUAUAUAUAAAUAUAUAUAUAUAUAAAUAUAUUAUACCCACUCAUCACGGCCAUCAUUGUUGUAACCAUUUCUGUGUUUAUAAAUGCAUUAUCUCUGAGAAUUUUCACAUUUGAUGUUUUGUUUAUUUUAUUUUUGUCCUUUUCCCCCCCUCCACCCCUGUCAUCUGGCCACAGCAUUUUUCUUUUUGUCUUUUUUUUUUUUUUUUUUUUAAUCAUGGCAGAUUUCAGAGAAAAGGAAAUUUAAAAGAAAAAUCAGAAAUCAGUUGUUAUAAAGCAGUUUAAAAA
This is a messenger RNA of Saimiri boliviensis boliviensis (Bolivian squirrel monkey), 3624 nucleotides long. It is a transcript of the gene ZNF384, whose product is annotated as zinc finger protein 384. Gene Ontology annotation, cellular component: nucleus. The record is from RefSeq and is a predicted model, not a curated record. Gene Ontology annotation, molecular function: RNA polymerase II cis-regulatory region sequence-specific DNA binding; DNA-binding transcription activator activity, RNA polymerase II-specific. Gene Ontology annotation, biological process: regulation of transcription by RNA polymerase II. NCBI's taxonomy places the organism in Eukaryota, Metazoa, Chordata, Mammalia, Primates, Cebidae.